Megalops cyprinoides (Indo-Pacific tarpon) is the source of this 1482-nucleotide messenger RNA. RefSeq names its product glycoprotein A33 (transmembrane), paralog a (gene gpa33a). NCBI's taxonomy places the organism in Eukaryota, Metazoa, Chordata, Actinopteri, Elopiformes, Megalopidae. The transcript is spliced from 6 exons. The record is from RefSeq and is a predicted model, not a curated record. Gene Ontology annotation, cellular component: plasma membrane. Bases 77 to 964 code for a protein of 295 amino acids.
CAGAGCCAAUAUCAAGACAGAUGUCCCUUCUGGGAAGACGGACCUCAUUCUUACACGCGUAACCCUUCAAGAAAACAUGAAGUUCGAGUGCGACGUGAAGAUCCCAGGCGACGACGAGGGAAAAACACUAGCUACGACCAGGCUGGUGGUCCUUGUGGCCCCCUCCAAGCCUAUGUGUAAGAUCCAGGGGACCGCAGAGUAUGGCCAAAACAUCAACUUGACCUGCGUCUCUGCGGAGGGGUCCCCCCAGCCCACUUACAGCUGGCAGAGACACAACGUGCAGAACAUCCCACAGCCCCUCCCUGCCAAAGCCACCGACAAAAAUGGGUUGUUGUCACUGUACAAUGUGUCGAUGGAGACUUCUGGAUAUUACAUCUGCACGUCGCGUAACAAGAUACGCAGCGAGAUCUGCAACUUGACUUUGACUGUCAUGCCACCAUCCAUGAACAUCGGCUCGACGGCAGGCAUCAUCGGGGGCAGUGUGGCUGCACUCUUGGUCCUCUUGAUUGUCAUCUACUGCUGCUGCUGCAGGAAGAAGGAGCAGCCCGAGGAAUAUGGGGUUCCAGAGGAAGUUGCCUUCACUGACAAAGAACCAAUUCAGAAACAAGGUGACCCCCGCGAUGACCGCAGCGAGAGAAGCUACGACCGCCGGGAUCGCCGUGAAGAGGGCAGUGAGGUAAACGGCAGCACCAUCGACCGGCGCGAGAGAUACGACGACCGCGGGAGUGACUACAGUGACCGUCGUGACAGAUACGACGACCGCCGCGACAGAUACGAUGACCGUCGAGACAGAUAUGACGACCGCAGGGAUGAUUACGAUGACCAUCGUGAGCGAUAUGACGACCGCCGCGACAGAUAUGACGACCGCAGGGAUGAUUAUGAUGACCGUAGCGAGCGCUACGAUGAUCGUGACAGACCACCCAGUGUCCCCCCGAACAAACCUAAGAGGACUGAUUACGACUAAACCCCGAGAAGUCAACCUGCUCCGCUGGGUGCAGUUUAUCAGGGAGGGUGUGGUCAGCACAUGCAUUGAGAGAAGGUGUGGUCAGUACACCACAACCAGCCUUGAUGGAAUAGGUCUGACUGACACACAUAUGCUUUUGGUCUUUUUAAAACAUUUUUUUAAUAAGAAGUGCCUUCACAUAUGGAACUUUGACUGCUGCACAUUGGAACCUGAUGACUCCAUCUUGUGCCUCAUGGACAAUAUGUGAUGAAAUUAGUGCAUCUCUGCACUGCAAAGGUUAAGCUGUGGUGUUUUUAAAAUGGGAUCUCAUGAAUUCUUUGUAUGGGUUUGUACAGUGGUUAAUAAUGGAGUUAUUUUACCUGGGUAUCCUUUAAUGUAUAUAACAACCAUAUCUUCUAUUUUUUCCUUUUGAUUUUGAUUUAACUCAAGUUAAAUCUUAUUUGUAUUGUAUAUCCCUUAUUGUUUACAAAAGAGUGGUACAUUUUAAAUGAAUUAAAUAAAUUAACAUCUAAAGAGUA